AUGUCUUCUGCAAUGGAGUCAUCGUACCUUCCUGCCACUACUGAGUCAAUUGAAAAAGCUCAGGAGGCUAAGGAUGCUUCAGAGUCAAUUUCAAUCCUUUACCGUCUGAUCCAAGACCCGUCUUCAUCUGCAGAUGCACUGAGAACAAAAGAGCUUGCGAUUACCAACCUUACAAACUACCUCACUAAAGAGAACCGUGCCGAGGAUCUGCGAAAUCUCUUGACCCAGCUGAGGCCGUUUUUCUCACUGAUUCCCAAGGCCAAGACUGCAAAAAUUGUCCGUGGAAUCAUUGAUGCUGUCGCCAAGAUUCCUGGAACAUCUGAUCUUCAGAUCUCGCUCUGCAAGGAGAUGGUGGAAUGGACGCGUGCAGAGAAACGUACAUUCCUCAGGCAGCGUGUGGAGGCAAGGUUAGCGGCCCUUCUUCUGGAGAAUCAAGAGUACACUGAAGCCCUGACCCUCCUUACUGGACUUAUCAAGGAAGUCAGGAGACUUGAUGACAAGUUGCUCCUUGUGGACAUUGACCUUUUGGAAAGCAAACUCCACUUCUCUCUGAGAAAUCUGCCUAAGGCCAAAGCUUCACUGACCGCCGCAAGAACAGCGGCGAAUGCCAUUUAUGUUCCACCAGCUCAGCAGGGCACUAUUGAUCUGCAGAGUGGAAUCCUUCAUGCGGAAGAGAAGGACUACAAAACUGCUUACAGCUACUUCUUUGAAGCAUUCGAGGCCUUCAAUGCACUGGACGACCCAAGAGCUAUAUCCAGCUUGAAGUACAUGCUCUUGUGCAAGAUAAUGGUCAACCAGGCUGACGAUGUUGCUGGAAUAAUCUCAUCUAAGGCUAGCCUGAAGUAUGUGGGUUCUGAUGUUGAUGCUAUGAAAGCUGUGGCUGAUGCCUACUCUAAAAGAUCUCUCAAGUACUUUGAAACCGCCCUUCGUGAUUUCAAAGCCCAGCUGGAGGAGGACCCUAUUGUCCACAGGCAUCUUUCAUCUCUGUAUGAUACCCUUCUGGAGCAGAACCUCUGCAGGUUGAUUGAGCCCUACUCGAGGGUGGAGAUUGAGCAUGUCGCGCAGAUGAUUGAAUUGCCAGUUGACCAUGUCGAGAAGAAGCUGUCACAGAUGAUCCUUGACAAGAAAUUUGCUGGUACUCUGGAUCAAGGUGCUGGUUGCCUCAUUAUCUUUGAGGAGCAGAAAACUGAGGCCAUCUUCCCUGCCACACUCGAAACUAUUUCAAACGUUGGGAAGGUUGUGGACAGUCUUUACAUGAGAUAUGCUUCAUACACAAUGCUGAGAGGUUGGAUGGCUUUUCACUGGCAUCGGCGGUCAAUAUGCUGA
Molecule: messenger RNA, 1326 nt
Organism: Triticum turgidum subsp. durum (durum wheat)
Lineage: Eukaryota; Viridiplantae; Streptophyta; Magnoliopsida; Poales; Poaceae
Source: the annotation of a GenBank genome assembly